Molecule: messenger RNA, 945 nt
Organism: Ceraceosorus guamensis
Lineage: Eukaryota; Fungi; Basidiomycota; Exobasidiomycetes; Ceraceosorales; Ceraceosoraceae
Product: Rps11bp
Exons: 1
Coding region: 389-730 (113 amino acids)
Biological process (GO): translation
Cellular component (GO): ribosome; cytosolic small ribosomal subunit
Molecular function (GO): structural constituent of ribosome
Source: RefSeq, a predicted model, not a curated record
CAGCGCCAAAAGAUCUUCUUGAACGCCAAGUCGACUCGUCACCUCACUCGUGACAAGAGAUGGUACAAGGAUGUUGGUCUUGGCUUCAAGACCCCCCGCGCUGCCAUCGAUGGUGACUACAUCGGUGAGUGUGCCCUCUUGAGAGAACUCUGGGCGCUAUAGGGGAUACGAGAACUCUUGGGGUGGUAGGAUGCUCAGGCAAUGACCAGAUUGGGUUGGAAGAUCGUCGAAUCAACAAAGGCAGAUUGGAGGCACGGGUCGGGAAGAGAGGAUCACGCUUGUCAGGCAAUGGGUUAAGGAGCUGUGGUGAAGGGAAACACAGACAAAGAAACGCUCCUGUUCAUACUUUGUGCUUGCAAGCUGGCACCACCAAGCAAUUCGCUGAACCAUGUUGCAUCGCUUUUCUCGAUUUCCAGACAAGAAGUGCCCCUGGACCGGCAUGGUCUCCGUUCGUGGUCGUAUCUUGACAGGCAAGGUUGUCUCAACCAAGAUGGAGCGUACCAUCGUCAUUCGCCGGGAGUACUUGCACUACAUUCCCAAGUACAACCGUUACGAGAAGAGGCACACCAACACUCCCGUGCACUGCUCGCCUUGCUUCCGAGUCGACAUCGGUGACACCAUCGUUGCUGGACAGACCAGGCCUCUCUCCAAGACUGUCCGAUUCACUGUCCUCAAGGUUAACAAGGACCGUGGUCUGGUCAAGGCUGCCAAGAAGUUCAGCAAGUUCUGAGCCCCUUCAAACGCUCGGGAAUGAGAGCCGACAUCUGCACGCGGCGCAGGUUAGGCUCGCCUCACUAUGAUCACUUGGGCCUUCGAAUGUAGAGGCUGUCCUUGUGCUCAAGUACGACGGCCUCGGUGUCGUCUGUUUCAAUAGGUCACACACACCAAAACUUCGCAUCUUGAUUCUUGACACUCCACGCCCCCAGCAUGCCUUCAGAUACACGU